This is a messenger RNA of Ostrea edulis (European flat oyster), 1266 nucleotides long. RefSeq lists its product as uncharacterized. Bases 1 to 1266 code for a protein of 421 amino acids. The record is from RefSeq and is a predicted model, not a curated record. NCBI's taxonomy places the organism in Eukaryota, Metazoa, Mollusca, Bivalvia, Ostreida, Ostreidae. The transcript has a single exon.
AUGGUGGGGAAUUAUGAAGCGGGCCCCUCCCCUCCAUCACCACGCCCCUCUACCACCAUCACUCCCACUCCCCUCCCCCACCACCUGGCCCACCAUGCCCCUCUACUACCAUCACUCCCCCUCCCCUCCCCCACCACCAACAACACGCCCCUCUACCACCAUCACUCCCCCUCCCCUCCCCUCCACCACCACCACCACCACCACACCCCUCUACCACCAUCACUCCCCCUCCCCUCCCCUCCACCACCACCACCACCACACCCCUCUACCACCAUCACUCCCCCUCCCCUCCCCCACCACCACCACCACCACACCCCUCUACCACCAUCACUCCCCCUCCCCUCCCCUACCACCAACAACACGCCCCUCUACCACCAUCACUCCCCCUCCCCUCCCCCACCACCACCACCACACCCCUCUACCACCAUCACUCCCCCUCCCCUCCCCCACCACCACCAACGCGCCCCUCUACCACCAUCACUCCCCCUCCCCUCCCCUACCACCACCAAUGCGCCCCUCUACCACCAUCACUCCCCCUCCCCUCCCCCACCACCACCAACGCGCCCCUCUACCACCAUCACUCCCCCUCCCCUCCCCUACCACCACCAACGCGCCCCUCUACCACCAUCACUCCCCCUCCCCUCCCCCACCACCACCACCACCACACCCCUCUACCACCAUCACUCCCCCUCCCCUCCCCCACCACCACCACCACCACACCCCUCUACCACCAUCACUCCCCCUCCCCUUCCCUCCACCACCACCACCACCACACCCCUCUACCACCAUCACUCCCCCUCCCCUCCCCUACCACCAACAACACGCCCCUCUACCACCAUCACUCCCCCUCCCCUUCCCUCCACCACCACCACCACCACACCCCUCUACCACCAUCACUCCCCCUCCCCUCCCCUCCACCACCACCACCACCACCACACCCCUCUACCACCAUCACUCCCCCUCCCCUCCCCCACCACCACCACCAUGCCCCUCUACCACCAUCACUCCCCCUCCCCUUCCCUCCACCACCACCACCACCACACCCCUCUACCACCAUCACUCCCCCUCCCCUCCCCUACCACCAACAACACGCCCCUCUACCACCAUCACUCCCCCUCCCCUCCCCCACCACCACCAACACGCCCCUCUACCACCAUCACUCCCCCUCCCCCACCACCACCAACACGCCCCUCUACCACCAUCACUCCCCCUCCCCUCCCCUACCACCAACAACACGCCCCCUCCCCAAACACACACUCCAUGUGA